This is a messenger RNA of Trichoplax adhaerens, 708 nucleotides long. RefSeq lists its product as uncharacterized. Lineage: Eukaryota; Metazoa; Placozoa; Uniplacotomia; Trichoplacea; Trichoplacidae. The record is from RefSeq and is a predicted model, not a curated record. The transcript is spliced from 6 exons. Gene Ontology annotation, cellular component: proteasome core complex. The coding region runs from base 1 to 708 and encodes 235 amino acids.
AUGGCUGCUGAACUAAAGAAAGCAAUAUAUCCAGAAAAUGCUACGAUUGGAUUGCCUACGCAACACCGGUUCGACCCGUAUACUCUAAAUGGAGGGACCAUUGUCGGAGUUGCUGGAGAUAACUUUGCUAUUCUAGCAGGUGAUACGCGUCUCAGCGAAGGCUUUAUGAUCCAUAGCAGAGAUACCUCCAAGAUUUAUAAACUGACGGAGAAAACAUUCUUGGGAACGUGUGGCUUCCAAGGAGAUGUCUUGACAUUAACCAGAUUAUUAAAUGCUCGUCUAACUAUGUACGAAUUUGAACAUCGCAAGAAGAUGAGUUCAACGGCAAUUUCCCAAAUGUUAUCCACGGUUCUAUAUUAUCGUCGUUUCUUCCCGUAUUACACAUUUAACAUUUUAGCUGGAAUCGAUACCGAUGGCAAAGGUUGCAUAUAUAGUUAUGAUGCAGUUGGAAACUAUGAGAAACAUACGUAUCAUGCUUCAGGCACUGCAUCUUCAAUGUUACAGCCUCUAUUGGAUAAUCAGGUAGGAUAUUUGAAUCAGGAAGGUGUCAGACGUGUUCCACUGACUAUAGAUAAAGCCAGAACGCUUAUUAAAGACGUAUUUAUCUCUGCAACUGAACGAGACAUGUACACAGGUGAUAGCUUGCAUAUUGUCACUAUAACAUCUGAUGGAGUCACAGAAGAUCAUUUUCCUUUACGACGCGACUAA